AUCCUUACCAAUAAUGUGUUGUUUUAACUAAAUAUAGCUUAAUAUAGCAAAAUUUAAGUGUCGUUUAUAUAAAGAAACCAUAAUACAAGAAAAAUAAAUAGCAAAUGAAGCUAUUUCAACCAUCCUUGCCUCAUUUACGGGUAAAAAAAUCCUAUGCCAUCAACCAUGAAGUCGUCUCUUCUUGGCAUCAUUUUGGCGGUGUUAUUUCUUGUGGUAUUUGUCUCUAAUGUUCAUGCCAAGAGGCCAAACUUCCGGCCUGGUCCGUGGAGAAUCGGUAGGGCUACCUUUUACGGUGGCUCAGAUGGCUCGGGAACUUUUGAAGGAGCAUGUGGAUAUGGAGAUAUAACAACCAAAGAAGGCAAAGGGGGGUUUGGGGUGCAAACUGCAGCUAUAAGCACAGCAUUGUUCAACAAUGGAGCAGCUUGUGGCUCUUGCUAUGAGCUCAGUUGUGAAGAGCCUGCAAAGGGCUGCAAAGCUGGUGCAUCUACCAUCACCAUUACCGGCAACAACUGGUGCCCUGACGGAGGGUGGUGCAGCCCUCCGCAGGAGCAUUUUGAUCUCACUCAACCAGCCUUUCUUCAAAUUGCCGAGUACAAGGCUGGCGUUGUACCAAUUAAAUACCGCAGGGUUCCAUGCAUAAGAACAGGAGGAAUCCGUUUCAGCAUAUCUCCGCAUUCGAACCCGUACUACCUGCUGGUGUUGAUAUGGAAUGUCGCAGGUGCAGGGGAUGUAGAAAGCGUAAUGAUAAAGGGAGAUAAGGGUAAGCCAUUUAAACCAAUGAAGCGCAACUGGGGCCAAAACUGGGAGAGCGAUGACAAUUACGUAGGGCAGUCCAUUACCUUCAGAGUCAGAACCAGCGAUGGCAAGAAGUCUACUUCAUGGCAUGUUGUCCCAAACACUUGGCAGUUUGGUCAGACAUACGAAGGCAAGAACUUCAGAUAAAUUUUGCUCGAAGCUUACGCUCUUCACCAGCUAACACCAAAUUCCUUCUGAAGUUUGAUGCUGAUAUAUAAUCACUAGUUUAUCUGCUCUAAAGCUGUAACUUUGCAUGCAAAAUUUAAAUAAAUAAAGAAAAGGGGAAAGGGGAAAAAAAUAUAUGCUCUAUUUAGCACCAAAACUCUUCAAUAUCUCAAUAUAUACACGAUGACAUGAAUUCAUGUAGUGAGAAAGCAAAAACUGAAUAUAAAUAAAACUCAGGCUUGAAGAA
Chenopodium quinoa (quinoa) is the source of this 1207-nucleotide messenger RNA. RefSeq names its product expansin-A32-like. The transcript has 3 exons. The record is from RefSeq and is a predicted model, not a curated record. NCBI's taxonomy places the organism in Eukaryota, Viridiplantae, Streptophyta, Magnoliopsida, Caryophyllales, Amaranthaceae. The coding region runs from base 154 to 942 and encodes 262 amino acids. Gene Ontology annotation, biological process: plant-type cell wall organization. Gene Ontology annotation, cellular component: extracellular region.